Messenger RNA from Acinonyx jubatus (cheetah), 2481 nucleotides. RefSeq names its product lymphoid enhancer binding factor 1 (gene LEF1). Gene Ontology annotation, molecular function: DNA-binding transcription factor activity, RNA polymerase II-specific; RNA polymerase II cis-regulatory region sequence-specific DNA binding. The transcript is spliced from 12 exons. Gene Ontology annotation, biological process: regulation of transcription by RNA polymerase II; canonical Wnt signaling pathway. Bases 266 to 1261 code for a protein of 331 amino acids. NCBI's taxonomy places the organism in Eukaryota, Metazoa, Chordata, Mammalia, Carnivora, Felidae. Gene Ontology annotation, cellular component: beta-catenin-TCF complex. The record is from RefSeq and is a predicted model, not a curated record.
GAUGGACCCUGAUACCCGACACUCCACUGGCCACCCUCUUUUAACAACUGGGAAACGCUUUGGAGGAAAUCCGGUAGAAAAGUCCUAACACUCAAAUGAUUUCACCAACGCUUUUUCCCUCCAAAGAAACUUAGAGGGUAUACCCUUUUCCCUUAAAUGGCAUCCUUCUGCCCCCAAAAAGAAAGCGUGUGGUUUUGGGGGCGGGGACAUUUUUGGUUUUAAACAACACGAUUAAGAACACUUCACAGUUACCUUCUGUAUCCCAAUGGCAGGGGUGGCCAGACAAGCACAAACCUCUCAGGAGUCCUACCACGACAAGGCCAGAGAACACCCUGAUGACGGAAAGCAUCCAGAUGGAGGCCUCUACAACAAGGGACCCUCCUACUCAAGUUAUUCUGGGUACAUAAUGAUGCCAAAUAUGAAUAAUGACCCAUACAUGUCAAAUGGAUCUCUUUCUCCACCCAUCCCAAGAACAUCAAAUAAGGUGCCUGUGGUGCAGCCAUCACACGCGGUCCAUCCUCUCACCCCCCUUAUCACGUACAGCGACGAGCACUUUUCUCCAGGAUCACACCCCUCACACCUCCCUUCAGAUGUCAACUCCAAACAAGGCAUGUCCAGACAUCCUCCAGCUCCUGAGAUCCCUACCUUUUAUCCUCUGUCUCCAGGUGGUGUUGGACAGAUUACCCCACCUCUUGGCUGGCAAGGUCAGCCUGUAUAUCCCAUCACGGGAGGAUUCAGGCAACCCUACCCAUCCUCACUGUCAGUCGACACUUCCAUGUCCAGGUUUUCCCAUCAUAUGAUUCCUGGUCCUCCUGGUCCCCACACAACUGGCAUCCCUCAUCCAGCUAUCGUAACGCCUCAGGUCAAACAGGAACAUCCCCACACUGACAGUGACCUAAUGCACGUGAAGCCUCAGCAUGAACAGAGAAAGGAACAGGAGCCAAAAAGACCUCACAUUAAGAAGCCUCUGAACGCUUUUAUGUUAUACAUGAAAGAAAUGAGAGCGAAUGUUGUAGCUGAGUGUACUCUAAAAGAAAGUGCAGCUAUCAACCAGAUUCUGGGCAGAAGGUGGCAUGCCCUCUCCCGUGAAGAGCAGGCUAAAUAUUAUGAAUUAGCACGGAAGGAAAGACAGCUACAUAUGCAGCUCUAUCCAGGCUGGUCUGCAAGAGACAAUUAUGGUAAGAAAAAGAAGAGGAAGAGAGAGAAACUCCAGGAGUCGACAUCAGGUACAGGUCCCAGAAUGACAGCUGCCUACAUCUGAAACAUGGUGGAAAACGAAGCUCAUUCCCAACGUGCAAAGCCAAGGCAGCGACCCCGGGACCUCUUCUGGAGAUGGAAGCUUGUUGAAAACCCAGACUGUCUCCAGGGCUUGCCCAGUCGACCCCAAUGGAGAAUUGACACCACCUUCACCCUGAGGUCACCGCUAGAGACGCUGAUCCAUAAAGACAAUCACUGCCAAACCCCCCUUCAUCUACUCCAAGAGCCAAGUUCCGAAAUCAAGCAUAAAAGGUUUCCCAGCCAAGCAGACAGAGCACCUGAGAACGCUAGCAGGCUGAGCAGCUGCCCUCCCUCCUCUCCGCGUGCACUUCUCAGCACUUCCCAGAGCGUCUUGCGUCCACACGUGUAACCUUUUGGCAAGGACAGUAACUUGGCUACAUUUGCCUGCCAGGAGCAACCUGAGCCUGCGGCCGGCACGUCCUCACACCCCAGCGCGGAACUUUGUGGAAGACGUCCCUCUUUGUUUAGGUCUUCUUCUUCUUCUUCUUCGUCUUUUUUUUUUUGCCUUUCUCCUGAAGCUUUUAUUUAACAGUGCAAAAGGAUCAGUCUUGUGUUUGCUUUUUUUUUUAAACUUGAAUUUUUUUUAAUUUACACUUUUUAGUUUAAACUUUCUUGUUGUAUAUUUUGCUAGCUAUGAGCUUUUAAGUAAAACUCAAAGAUGUGGAAAAGUUGGAAAUAAAAACGAAAUGAAAAGAAGCCGCCCUUUUCUGAGCGGCAUCUUUUCCGGCAAGUGGCUUCUCUGUGAAUUGUAACAAAUAGUGGCCUCCCGUCUUCGUAAGGUGUUUGAUAGAGCUAAAUAAAUGUAACAGCUGAAUCCACGCCGUGGGUAGCAGUUGGCAGUCCUAUUUCAUUUUAUUUUUCUUCUGAUCUCCUUUGUUUAAAUGGUAAACCUUGACACAUACCGUCAGCAGGCCGGUUUGCAGUGAAUUUUCCUUUCUUUCCUUUUCACCCCCUUGUUGUAAAAAGCCCAGCACUUGAAUUGUUAUUACUUUCAAUGUUCUGUAUUUGUAUCUGUUUUUAUUAGCCAAUUAGUGGGAUUUUAUGCCAGUUGUUAAAAUGAGCAUUGAUGUACCCAUUUUUUUUUUUUGAAUAACAAGGCACAGCCUUUGCCCCAAACUGCCAUCUAACGUUUGUCAUUCCAGUUUGAGUUAACGUGCUGAGCAUUUUUUAAAAGAAGCUUUGUAAUAAAACAUUUUAAAACAA